Aspergillus bombycis is the source of this 900-nucleotide messenger RNA. Its product is annotated as oxidase ustYa family protein. Gene Ontology annotation, biological process: mycotoxin biosynthetic process. The record is from RefSeq and is a predicted model, not a curated record. The coding region runs from base 1 to 900 and encodes 299 amino acids. The transcript has 3 exons. Lineage: Eukaryota; Fungi; Ascomycota; Eurotiomycetes; Eurotiales; Aspergillaceae.
AUGGAUUCCAGUUACGUGCCCGUUCGCCUGACAGAAAGCCAUGAUGAAGAGAUAUGUGAGGAAGAAGAAAAGAGGCCGCUGAGAUCUCGUUUUCAAUUUCCCCUGGAUUCUCGCUCCAGGAAGAGAACGCCUCGGUUCUGGCUUAACCUAUGGUCGCUCUUCAACACGAUAUUCAGCGUGGCUCUUCUGAUCGUUGCUAUAUUUCUGAUAAACCAAACAAAAGGGCUAACUGAUAAACCUGUGCCUGUAUACUGUGAGUACUUCAAGAGUUUGGCACAGUCAAGCGCUGACAUCUAUGAUAAAGCCCCUGUGCGCGAGGACGGUGCUGAACGGUAUAUCAAUACACGCUACCGGCCAAAUAGAUUAUUCCAGUCUUCUCCAUCAGAUGAGGUAGACGAGGCUUGGAAUGGAUGGUUACGAGAGCAUGACCAUCUGUUCAAGUUUCCGCAAGAGAAAGCGAGAGAAGUCGGACUGCCUGAGACAGUUGAGCUCUAUAACGACCCAGGAUAUGGCGCUUACGGGUUGGGUGUUUAUCAUCAAAUGCACUGCCUGAAUAGGAUUCGAAAAUCAUUCUAUCCCGACCGCUACUAUCCCAACCAGACUCAACAUCAAUUACUGCACCACAUCAAUCACUGUUUUGACGUGCUUCGACAAGCCAUUCUCUGCCACGGUGAUAUCUCAGUCGUGUACUGGUGGAACAAGAACUACACGUAUAUUGAUCCCGCUGGGAAUCGACAGUAUUCCGAGGAUUAUUUGCGCAGGACGCCUGAGGAACGUGACACUGGAUCCUUUGUAACGUGGGAUAGUCAGCUCCAAUGUCGUGACAUGGAUGCUAUCAAUGCGUGGGCGAAGGUAAAUCAAGUCGAUGAUGAUAAAUAUGGGGGACAGGUUGUGGAUUGA